Aspergillus steynii IBT 23096 is the source of this 1011-nucleotide messenger RNA. Its product is annotated as D-isomer specific 2-hydroxyacid dehydrogenase family protein. Gene Ontology annotation, molecular function: oxidoreductase activity, acting on the CH-OH group of donors, NAD or NADP as acceptor; NAD binding. NCBI's taxonomy places the organism in Eukaryota, Fungi, Ascomycota, Eurotiomycetes, Eurotiales, Aspergillaceae. The record is from RefSeq and is a predicted model, not a curated record. Bases 1 to 1011 code for a protein of 336 amino acids. The transcript is spliced from 2 exons.
AUGACAACCCACCACAUCGUAUACCUCCAGGCUGACUUCAUCAACGUCCCCGAGUAUGACCUCGCGGCGCCCCAUACCUACACGCAGGCGGUGCAUCCGCAGACCUCGCUGGCCGAUCUGCACGCGCGCAUCCACGACGCCACGAUCCUGGUAUUCUCGAGACUGCAAGUAGAUGCGAUCGCUCUCUCGCCCGAGGUGACGCCGCAUCUGAAAUUAAUUGUCGUCGUGGCCACGGGCACAGACUGCGUGGACCUGGAGGCGUGCAAGAAACGAGGCAUUACUGUGAGCAACUGUCCGUCGGCGAACUUCGAAGCCGUGUCGGAGCAUGCCAUCGGGAUGUAUUUUGCUACGAGGCGCAAGAUGCUGCCUUUGCAUUCGUUAACUCGCGAUGGGGAGUGGCCGCAGCAGAAGACGCUCAUGUAUCAGGCGCUGGAUCGCGACGGGGCGCCGCCGUUGACGUGUCAGGAGGAAGUCGUGGGUCUGAUUGGCAAUGGAACGGGAAAAAAACUCGCCGAGCUGGCACGAGGCCUGGGCAUGAAAGUCCUGAUAUCCGGGCGCAAGGAUUCCUCCGAGUCCUCGGUCAAUGGCGUUGGUGGCAAUGGAGUAUAUAGAACUCCUUUUGAAUCGGUGAUCCAGCAGAGCACCGUGAUCUUUCUCGCGGUCCCACUCAUCGAUUCGACGCGAGAUCUCAUCUCGACAAAAGAAUUCGAAGCCAUGUCGCAUCGCACGUUGGUCAUCAACGUUUCCCGCGGCGGCGUGGUCAAUGAAGAAGCCCUGGUCAAGGCCUUAAAGGAGGGACAGAUUGCAGGUGCUGCGACCGAUGUUUUCAGCGAGGAACCGGCAGGGCCCAAUAAUUCGCCCCUUCUGAGGCCCGACAGCCAGAAACUGAACCUGCUGGUGACGCCGCACCUGGCGUGGCUGGCGCAGAAGACGGUCGAUAAUCAGUCGCGAAUGCUCCAGGAGGCCCUGGAAGGAUGGGUCUCAGGGGCGCGCUGCAAUGUGGUGCUAUAA